Messenger RNA from Olea europaea var. sylvestris, 714 nucleotides. RefSeq names its product early nodulin-like protein 3. Lineage: Eukaryota; Viridiplantae; Streptophyta; Magnoliopsida; Lamiales; Oleaceae. Gene Ontology annotation, molecular function: electron transfer activity. The record is from RefSeq and is a predicted model, not a curated record. Bases 1 to 714 code for a protein of 237 amino acids. Gene Ontology annotation, cellular component: plasma membrane. The transcript is spliced from 5 exons.
AUGGAUUGCCCAGUUUCAGAGGGAAGUAGUGCUUCCUCGUUUAUUGCUUUCAUUUUAUUAUAUUCAGUUGUUGCAUCACCGCUUUUUGGAGGUCAGGCAAGAGAGUUCAUAGUAGGCAGUGAAAAUAAUUUAUGGGCAGUUCCAUCUUUUGUUGACGAGUUCAACAAAUGGGCUAAGAAAACUCGUUUUCAAAUUGGGGAUUCUUUAGUUCUGAAGUAUGAUUCCAAGACUGAUUCAGUGUUGGAAGUGACCGAGGAAGACUACAAAAUCUGUCCAUUUUUCUUCAUCAGUGAAGCUGAUGAACAUUGGAAGAAGGGUCAAAAGCUAAAGGUUAUGGUUCUGUCUGAUAAACAUUGCUCCGGCCACCAAUCUACAGUGCAGGUACCUUCUCCUCAUCAUCAACAUCACCACUACCAUCCACCGGCGCCAGCCUUGACUAAUGAUGGUACUAGUCUGAAGGCGGCGGAGGGGUUUAUUUGUGGCACAGCGACAGUGGAGAGUUUGGUUUUGUUGUUAAGAGAGUUCGUAAUAGGCGGUGAAAAUAAUUUAUGGGCAUUUCCAUCUUCUGUUGACGAGUUCAACAAAUGGGCUGAGAAAACUAAUUUUCAGAUUGGGGAUUGUUUAGUUCCAAAGUAUGAUUCCAAGGCUGAUUCAGUGCUGGAAGUGACUGAGGAAGACUACAAAAUCUACAACAACGCCAAUCUAAUAAAAUAA